Elaeis guineensis (African oil palm) is the source of this 1842-nucleotide messenger RNA. RefSeq names its product UDP-xylose transporter 3. The record is from RefSeq and is a predicted model, not a curated record. NCBI's taxonomy places the organism in Eukaryota, Viridiplantae, Streptophyta, Magnoliopsida, Arecales, Arecaceae.
UCUGGUUGCAUUUUUUAAAUUUAUCUCCAGCACACACCUGCUUUCAAUUUUCGUUCAUUCCCCCCCCUACUUCUCCCUUUUAUUCCUCGUCCGAACUCCGUCGUUGCCGGCGUCGAAAAAGGAAAGAGGCAUUAAAAAGAAAAAAAAAGGGUCAAAAAAAAAGCGACGCGAACAAGCCCGCUUCCCUCACAGAUCUCUCUUGCUGUUCUGGGUAAUAAUUAUCUAUUCUUGUAGAAACCGUCUUUGCUCAUCGCCAGAAGGAGAGAUCAAGAAGUUCAUGUUCUGGAGCUCUUCUUGAUUCCUCCUCUUCGGUCGAGCUGAUUCGAUCUCGAUGUCUCCGGGAAUGAGAUCGCGGGAGUGAAGUCAAUCUUGGAGAGGGGAUGGGGGAGAGCAGGCUGGGGACUGUCGGUGCGCUGAGCCUGUCAGUGGUGUCGUCGGUGUCCAUUGUGAUCUGCAACAAGGCGCUCAUCAGUACCCUCGGGUUCACAUUUGCUACUACUUUGACAAGCUGGCAUCUUCUGGUCACAUUUUGUUCCCUUCACGUGGCACUAUGGAUGAAAUUGUUUGAGCACAAACCUUUUGAUCCAAGGGCUGUAAUGGGCUUUGGAAUACUUAACGGAAUCUCUAUUGGGUUAUUGAACUUAAGCCUGGGUUUCAACUCUGUUGGUUUCUAUCAGAUGACAAAGCUGGCGAUCAUUCCUUGCACUGUACUAUUGGAGACUCUUUUCUUCAGAAAAAGAUUCAGUCGGAGUAUCCAGCUUGCACUCAUCAUCCUUCUAUUUGGUGUCGGAGUUGCAACUGUGACAGACCUACAACUCAAUGUUCUGGGAUCUGUCUUAUCUCUACUUGCAGUUUUUACAACAUGUAUUGCACAAAUUAUGACAAACACUAUCCAGAAGAGAUUCAAAGUCUCUUCAACUCAACUCUUGUAUCAAUCUUGCCCUUAUCAAGCGCUGACCCUAUUUAUAACAGGUCCAUUUCUUGAUGGGCUUCUAACUAAUCAGAAUGUCUUUGCUUUCAAUUACACACCUCAAGUUCUGGUUUUCAUUGUACUGUCAUGCCUGAUAUCUGUCUCUGUCAACUUCAGCACAUUUCUUGUUAUUGGAAAGACAUCUCCUGUGACAUAUCAAGUCUUGGGUCAUCUGAAAACUUGUCUGGUCCUGGCAUUUGGUUACGUUUUACUUCAUGAUCCAUUUAGCUGGAGAAAUAUACUUGGAAUCCUAAUCGCGGUAGUUGGGAUGAUCCUGUAUUCUUACUUAUGUUUGGUGGAGAACCAACAAAAGGCUACAGAAGCAUCCACUCAGCUAUCACAGGUGAAGGAAACUGAGACUGAUCCUCUACUCGGCGCAGAAAAUGGAACCAGUAUUGCUGAUGCUGGAGCCCCCAAAGCCCCAGUAUGGAGUUUAAACAAAGAUUUCGAAGCAUAAACUCGAUCAUACCUGCAAGUUAAUUUUUAUUGGAGGCCAUGAUGCUGAAGGUGGUUGGGGGAAAAGACCUCUUUCUAUUGCACAAUCAAUUAGAACUCUUAAAGAACUUGGCGGAGUCGGAUGGUGUAUCCUUCUUUUUCAUAGCAAUUUUUUUUUUAAAAAAUUAUGAAUUAAAUGUGUAGACUAUUGAUUCUUGUUCAAGGCAUAUAAUCCUGUAGUCGACUUGAUCCAAACUUGCCCGUCACAAAUAUAAAUGGCUUCUUAGAUCUUGAUAGAAGCCUCAUGUCUUCUUUUUUUAUAACCUAGUUUUUUCCCCAAUAUUUAAUAACUAAUCAAUUGUAAUUAUAGAGAGGAAAGUGUGCAUGCUUUUUAUUUCUAAAAAUAUAUUGUAUCUCAAUCUGAUUAAUGUUUUGUA